This is a messenger RNA of Drosophila melanogaster (fruit fly), 2187 nucleotides long. RefSeq lists its product as uncharacterized. NCBI's taxonomy places the organism in Eukaryota, Metazoa, Arthropoda, Insecta, Diptera, Drosophilidae. The transcript is spliced from 3 exons. The coding region runs from base 185 to 2167 and encodes 660 amino acids. The record is from RefSeq and is marked reviewed.
CUUUGAUUUGUCUGUUUCAAAUGAGGUUUAAAUUUGAAUAACCUAGAAACAACUGAUGACAACCAAAAUUUGUGAAUAUUUUAGUAACAAGAACAGGCACACGUACAAAUUAUUUUCGCCCAGCCAACGAAAUUGUUAGAUUCAAUUGUGUAUAUUUUUAUGUGAACAACUAGAGGGCAUUGCGAUGGAGACUUUGCCGGAAGAGUAUGUAGCCCAUCGGGAUCAGGAGCUGUUGGGGUGCAAAGUGGGCCGUUCCUCUCGACGUCGGCAUGACCAUGAUGCCAUGGCCGCUGCCCAUGUGGUGCUGACCACCGCUGUGGUAAAACCAAAGCCAACAAAGCCGGAGUCCAAAAAGCUGCGCAAAAAGCUAUCCGAAUGCGAGCAGGAGAAGCAGUCACUGGCCCAGGCCAUUCAUGAGAAGAAUCAGGAGAUAUCCGACCUGAAGAAAUCGGUUGAUUCGCUCAACGAGGUGCUCAACUCCGUGCCCAUUGAUGAGCUGCGCUGCAACUCCUCCAUUGCCAGCACCAAAAUCCUGGAACUGAGCAAGAAGAACCGCCAGAUGCGUUCCGAAUUGGAGCAGGCAAAGAGUCGGCUGGGUAAAAAGGAUGCUCAGAUCGAGAAGCUGGAGAAGGAGCUGCGUGCGCACGAGGAGAAGCUGCAGCAUAAUCAGGAUCUGCCAAAAAAGGGCUGCUCCCCCGAUGAGCUCCAAGCCAAGAUCAACAGUAUGCAGCAGAAGCUCUUCGAAACGCGAAACAGGAACACCGAGCUACAAAGCCAACUGAAACUGGCCCAAAAGUGCCUGCAGCACGAGAUCGGUGAGAGCUGCAACAUCAACAUCCUGGCCAACAAUCUUAAUCAGGCCAAUUGGCGCGGUCGUGCUCAGCAGAUCAUCGCGCUCAACCAGAAAGUGCACGAGCUCAAGGCUCGCUUGGAUUUCUACGAGGACCGAGCCGUAGAUCGAGCCGAAUAUGCUGCCCCAGUGCCGUUGGGUUCGGAUCUGGAGUUGGUAACCGGCAGCUGUCGAUCACAUCAUGCCAGCUCUGAGAGAUUAGGUGGAGGCGAUGGCGGCGGAGCCACAACGGCCAGCUUCGAUCGCUUUACACCGGGUGUGCGUAAAAGUGAGAUUCUUCAUCGAGCCAAGGUGGAGGCUCUGGAAAAGGAGAUUCUUAGCCUGCAAAACCAACUGGAGGAUCAACGCAGCAAGACACUCGCCCUAAAGGUGAGGAACAAGAAUCUGAACGAGGAGAUGAACAAGUACAAGAUUCUAUACAAUGAGCUGGAGGAGCAGACCGACUUCAAUGGCACCAAUAUCAAUACCAUGAAUGACAAACUGAACCAGCAGAGGAUUCAGUACGAGAACCGUUUGGACGACAUGCGCGGCGAGCUGGUCCGGGUGACCGAGGAGCGAGAUCUUUCGCGCCGGCAAAUGGAAGAGCUGAGCGGUAUGCAUCUGGAGCUGCAGACGGUGGUCAAGCAGAAGGAUGUGGCCAUGGCCAGUCUGCAGGAUAUGAUCAAGAAGCUGGAAAUGGACCUGCGCGCCCUAUCCGGCGGAUUCCUCUUCUCCUGCCGCGAGUUUCGAAAGGAGGAAUUUGUGGGCAUCCUGGAUGCUCUAGAGGUGGAGAAAAAUCAGCUUAUGUUGCUCACCAAAACUCUAGGAGAUCGUCUGGAGACGGAGAGAGCCAAGAACGAAGCAGCUCAGGAGCAGAUUGGCAAGUUAAAGGCCCGUAUCAGCCGACUGGAGGUCAAGAUCAGGGACCUGGAGAAGGAACUCGAUGUGCAGUCCGAUAAGAAGAAACGCACCCAGCGAAUGGCCGACUACGCCAGUUCGCUGAGUCGCACUUCUCUUAACGGAUCGAUUGGUUCCUUCUGCUUCGAAAAUCAGUCCCAGUACCAGUCCACAAAUACGCUGAAUUCGGCAGGACAGCCUGAGCCCAGAAUAGAGGAUCUAAAGAAUAAUCUUGAACUGGCCAAGGAAAAAAUCACAAUGCUGACAGAGAAGCUGGAGUAUAUCACCGAGGAGAAGAACGCAGAUGCCAAAUUUUUCGAGGACACCAUCAACAGUACGAAGACCAUUAUCCUUGAAACUGUACUUGGAGCUCGCGAAAAGGGAUUGAGCGAUCGUAGCAAAAAUGCAGAUAAAAGCACGAGCGAGACUUCCAUUCAAUAAUGAAGAUGAACAAAACCACG